This is a messenger RNA of Bipolaris maydis ATCC 48331, 1590 nucleotides long. The record is from RefSeq and is a predicted model, not a curated record. NCBI's taxonomy places the organism in Eukaryota, Fungi, Ascomycota, Dothideomycetes, Pleosporales, Pleosporaceae.
AUGGCGGCAAUUGCGAGAAACAACGCGUUCGGUGCCGGGGCUCCCAGCUGGAAUCUCUCAUUCCCAGCUGGUAACAUUACUGCGGCUGAGAUCACCGCAUAUUGCCCACACUGGUUGAAGUCAAUCGACGUCGUCAACCGGUUCCUGAGUCAUGGAGCGCGCACUAUUCACAUCGCAGCGUUGCUCAACGAGUUCCGGACUUUCCCUGAUAACAGGGUAUUUAACACCAACUCGACUUUGGUCAUGAUGUCCUACGCCAUGCGCAAGGCCGGGUUCGACGGGUGGUGCGUGAUGAAGCAUUUCGACUUCUCACGCGAGCACUUCCUCCCGGAGAGCGGACUCAGUGUCACACACUUUCGAACUCCUUGCAUGACCCAGCCCAGGGAUGAGACUUCGGAGGAAGCACACCAUGCAAUCAACCAAGAGGUGUGCCCGGUGGCAUUCAAGGACUUGGCUAGACACGUCAAGAAGCACCCCUCUGGAGAUGAUGCGCUCGACCUUGCACGAUGCGUGCAAUACGCAGUUGAGCACCCGGACGAAGUGUGGCUGUUCCCAACGGACUUCCAACGCCUCACUACAUACCUCGGUGGGCCAGCAACUAUCACGCCCAACCAUCUCGACGAGCAAGUAUUCGCUCGCCGCGACGGCGUCAAAAUUCCCACGACAAAGCGCAAGAGGUCAGCUGCCAUCAAACCGAUCUCUAAGAAAAAGCAGCCCAUCAACCAGCAGCAAACCACCAAGCAACCUACCGGAGUUCGUAGGUUCAUCAACGUCUUGUCCAAGUCAGGUCCAUCGCAGCCGCGAAAGCGAGGAAGCGAUCAUCUCUCCACCAAGGACACAAACUCUGCUGAAGAGUGUGAGGCUGGUCAUGAGGAGAAUGAACCUUUCGGACAGGCUGCCAAGAAGCGUAAGCUCUCCCGCGGUCUCUCAACGUUCAAAUUAUACGUCAACGACGAUCAGUUUCUCCCUGAUGAGACUGGGGCCAGUGAGGGGAUCUCAGUGAGAGACUUCAACCCACCUGAGCAGGAUGAGCUGCCUACAAGUGAGGCUGAUAGGAGUAUCGCUCUACGAAAGGCUCGUGAGGGAAAGUGGGCAGCUGUUGAACCCGGCACUGCUGCUCCUCAGCCCGAUGUAACCUUUGAUCUGCCCUACACACAACCAUGCCAACAGUCUUACGUGCAACCCGACACCAUUACGACGGCGGACCCCCUCCCCGCCCUCCUCACCCCUCCCAUCCUCCCAACCAACCGCCUCCAGAUAACCACCCAAAACCUCCACAAAUACGCCCUACCCCCCUUCCGCUCUCAAGACGACAUGUACACCACCGCCUUUCACUACAAGCGCUUCGGCGGCGCCCGCCAGUCCGCCCCUUACCGCGAGUUGCACAACUUGUGCUGUCUCGACGACAACGACACGGGAGAUUGGGCCGAAAACAUCCGCUUUGCCACGGAGCAGUGGCUGUAUUACGGAAGCAUCUGGACCGAAUUUGAGGGCCAUCUCGAAAAGAUCAGGAGCGCCCGGUUGGCGUGGGGCUGGAAAAGCCCAGAGGCUAUUCGCGCAGAUGCCACGAAGAGCUCUCUGGCCACGUAA